Scylla paramamosain (green mud crab) is the source of this 477-nucleotide messenger RNA. RefSeq lists its product as uncharacterized. The record is from RefSeq and is a predicted model, not a curated record. The transcript has 2 exons. NCBI's taxonomy places the organism in Eukaryota, Metazoa, Arthropoda, Malacostraca, Decapoda, Portunidae. The coding region runs from base 1 to 477 and encodes 158 amino acids.
AUGGCGUCUGACUAUGGCAGCGCGACAAACCACCCACACCCCCCCGUACACAACACUGCCCUGACUGAUAACCUACCACCCCCACCAAGCUAUGAGGAGGCCAUCAGCACCGCCCCCACGCCCAACGCCCCUGCCCCAUACCAUGCAACCUCACAGCACCCCGCACCAUCCACAGCUCCCUAUCCAUCAGCCACGCCCUAUUCCUACCCCAUCUCCAUCACCACGUGCAAACCUGUCCCCACUGCUUCUUGUCCCACUCCCCCGUAUCCCGUCUCGCCCUCCUUCCCCAGGCCCACGCCGUCUCAGUCGUCAUCCACCCCGACGCAGAUCACAUCCGCACCUGCAGUACUGGUCCAGCAGCCACGGGAACAAGACGGCACCUCGCCCUUCACCCGCUGUGUCCUGGUCAUUGGAGCAUCGAUGAUCGUCUCUAUAGUGAUGUACCUCUUGAAAGCACUGAUAUUCUCUUUUAUGUAG